AUGGUUUCAUUCACUUCUCUCUUCACAGCUUCUUUGGCUGUCGUCGGCGCUCUCGCCGCCCCCGCCACCGACAAGCCCAUGACCACCGACCUCAUCAAGCGCGCUUCGACCCCCUCCUCCCAGGGAACCAGCAACGGCUACUUCUACAGCUUCUGGACCGAUGGCGCUUCCCCCGUCACCUACACCAACGGCGCUGCUGGCGCUUACAGCAUCCAGUGGCAGUCUGGCGGCAACUUUGUCGGUGGAAAGGGCUGGAAGACUGGUGGUGCCAAGAGCAUCAAGUACUCUGGCACUUGGUCCCCCGUCAACAACGGCAACAGCUACCUGACCGUCUACGGAUGGACCAGAAACCCUCUUAUCGAGUACUACAUCGUUGAGAACCACGGCGAGUACAACCCCGGUAGCACUGGCACCCUCAAGGGCCAGGUUACCUCCGACGGUUCCGUCUACAAGCUGUACGAGAGCACCCGUACCAACGCCCCGUCCAUCGACGGCACCCAGACCUUCAAGCAGUUCUGGGCCAUCCGCGAGAGCAAGCGCGUCGGCGGCACCGUCACCACCCAGAACUUCUUCACCGCCUGGAAGAACGCCGGCAUGACCCUCGGUACCUCCUUUGACUACAUGAUCGUCGCCACCGAGGGCUACCAGUCCGCCGGCUCGGCCAGCAUCAAGGUCGAGACCGCUGCUUAA
Messenger RNA from Colletotrichum acutatum, 690 nucleotides. RefSeq names its product family 11 glycosyl hydrolase. Lineage: Eukaryota; Fungi; Ascomycota; Sordariomycetes; Glomerellales; Glomerellaceae. The transcript has 2 exons. The record is from RefSeq and is a predicted model, not a curated record. Gene Ontology annotation, biological process: xylan catabolic process. Bases 1 to 690 code for a protein of 229 amino acids. Gene Ontology annotation, molecular function: hydrolase activity, hydrolyzing O-glycosyl compounds.